GAGGAGGAGGAGGAUGGGACACUGCUGAUGCUGAUGCGAGAGCUUUCUCUGUCUGUGAUCAACAUCGGUGGACAGAACCUCGCAUCAUGGAUCUACCUGAUCUCAUUUGAACACCUUAGUUUUAUUUUUCUGGAGAAGGAGAGGCGAUGAUCCGGAGAACGACGCCGGAUCUGAGGAGGAAAUAACGGUUUCGACUCGUCACUCUUCUCUUCUCCUGGCCUGUCUCGGCUGACACAGGUGGACAGAGCGGGGAGGGGGACGUUUAAAACAAGGAAACGGAAGGAAAUGAAGACAUAGCGUUGGAUUAUAAAAUCCAAAAAGGAGAAACUGACCAUUUUCGCUAAUUAGGGCUAAAAUGUUAACCUGUUAGCAGUCUGGUGGGCUAAUUUGUGUAGCUAGUCGGCUAGCAGCCGCCUCGACCAAUGGCCGCGGAGAAGGUAGAUGCUCGAAGGAGGAGUUAGAGCCAGUUGUCCGGCAUAAACACGGCGGCUCCGGGGCUGAACAACCCCAGCAGCUGGAGCUCGUUUCGGCUUCGUGUAGCGCUAAUUACCGUUUGAGGCUCAGCCGCUGGUGCUGGUUUCGGCUCGGAGGCGUCAUGUCGGCGGUUUAGCGGCUCGCAGGCCGUGAGGGAAGGAAGCGUGCUGAUGUUGGAUGUUUUCUGGCUCAGCAACCAUGACAGAAAACCAGGCUGUGAGUGAAAACAUGUCUUAUGCGUUAAGGUAACGUUUUAGAAGUGUGGGUUUGGUUUUUGUUUUAAUAAACGGAACUGAUAUUUUGACUCUUGUUCACUGGAAAUUCAAAGUUUCAAGCAUUGAAAACAUGGCAGUGAAUUUGAAAAGCUGCUUCCUAACGAUAGAGGUUGUGUAGAUGGAGCCUACAGUUGUUUCUGGCCCUUUGGGGCAUGCUCAGUGGGAGCCAGAGCAGCCAUUUUCGCUGGGAUUUCAACCAGUGGAUCCAGACUGUGGAGGUGUUCUUAGUCCCAGCAGUACUGGUCAGACUGGUUUGGACUUCAGGAAAGGUGACUAUGACGAUGCAACGCCUCAGAAAAGUGUGGAAAAGCCUGUGGACCUGGAGGACCUCAUCACAGUCUCGGCUUUUUCCUGUGGGGAUCUGCAGCUGGAAGGAAAACAAGCCAGCGCUUAUCUGCAAGGGUUGACUUUAACUGAAAGUUUUGAGGAAAUCAGCGACAGCACUUUGUCGUGGCUCUUCUCUCCAACUCUGACUGAUGUGAUGGGGAAGGAGUUGACUUUAAAAGCAGAUUCCCAUGAGGAAUCCAACGCCGUCGCUGAUCAGGGCGACCUAAUAAGCCUCGGCUCUCCUUUUAACAUCUCCAGGAGGAAUUCUGGAGAGCCGUUUCUGCUGGUUGACCUCUCUGGGGUCACCCAGGACUCGCCCAGCGAGUUAAACUCUCAGAUUGCAGAGGAGCAGGCAGCGCUCCCUCCCUCUCAGACUUUGUCACCUGAAACCGGAGACAAAGGUUUAUUCCCUGAUCAAGUGACUGAUCUGCCUUUAACCAGCAGCUCUGCUGAGAGCUGCCAUUCGCCACCUUUGUUGGAUUUUGACAGUCCUGCUUCUGUUGUACCACAAAAUGAGGCUCAGUCUGCUGUAAUCGGCCAUGUUCCUUCAGAGGAAAGGAGUGAAAACGAUGAAGACUCUGUGGAUUUGAUGGAAGACCGAAGUAGUUUCGCUGCUAAAACGCGAUCAAACCAGGAGGAAAUGGCUCUGGAUCUGUAUUUGACUGCUGAGGAGGUUCAUGAUGAUGAUGAUGGUGGUUCAGAGGAGAGGCAGCAUCAGGUGGCGUCUUUUGAUUUAAACCUUCCUCCUCCUCCGGCGGCAGCGGGAAACGCCAGACAAGACGACGUGUCUUCUCUGAAAGCGGUGUUCGACGCCUUGGACCAAGACGGAGAUGGGUUCGUCCGCGUCGAGGAGUUUUUGGAGUUUGCGGCGGCCUACGGGGCAGAUCAGGUGAAGGAUCUGACCAAGUUUUUGGACCCCAGCGGUCUCGGCGUCAUCAGUUUUGAAGAUUUCCACAGAGGAAUCUCUGCGAUCAGUAAUGGAGGUCCAGAACCGCAGCUCUACAGCUACAACCCAGGGGACGGCGCCGGCGGCUGCCCAGAGGAUUACGACGAGCAGAAUGAGGUGACGGACAGCGCGUACCUGGGCUCAGAGAGCACCUACAGCGAGUGUGAGACGUUCACCGACGAGGACACGGCGGCGCUGGUUCCCCCAGAGAUGCACGAGGACGUGGAGACGGACAGCGGCAUCGAAGCCACGCUGCACGACCCCGACGAUGGGGGAAGCAGGUUCUCCCUGAACUCGGAGCUCCACAGCCACUCCCUGGUGACGGUCAUCAGCGGAGAGGAGGAGCACUUCGAGGACUUUGGGGAGAGCAACACGUCGGACCUGCUGCUGGAGAGCAGCGUGGACGGCUCCAUGGGGAAGGGCGCCGCCACGCCGCCCGAGCAGAUCAACGGCUCCGCCGUCAUUUCCCCCAGCGCCCCCGCCUGCCUCCCUGACUGCUUCCAGAGCUUCCUCAGGGAGGAGGCGCUGGACUUUUUCUGUAGCCAGUGUCACAGGCAGAUCAGUCGCCUGGAGGAUCUGUCCACACGCCUCAAUUUCCUAGAGAUGACUAGCGCCGGGAAGCGGCUUUCCAGCAAGAAGGUGGCGAGGCAUCUGCUGCAGAACAGCUCCAUGACUCUGGACACCAUGAGCGACCUGACGCGGGACAUCCUGGAGCUCGCCGACAACGACAUCACAGACAAGGUGCUGCUCCUGGAGCGGCGCGUGGCGGAGCUGGAGAAGGAGUCGGAGGCGUCGGGCGAGCAGCACGGCCGGCUGCGGCAGGAGAACCUGCAGCUGGUGCACCGGGCCAACGCGCUGGAGGAGCAGCUGAAGGAGCAGGAGCUGCAGGCCGACGAGCUGCUGCAGCAGGAGAACCGCCGCCACAAGGAGGCGCUGUGCAAGCUGGAGAGGGAGAAGGGACUGGAGCUGGAGAACGCCCAGGCCCGGCUGCAGCAGCUGGACGAUGAGAACAGCGAGCUGCGGUCCUGCGUUCCCUGUCUCAGAGCGAACAUCGAGCGGCUAGAGGAGGAGAAGCGGAAGCUUCAAGACGAGGUGGAAACUCAGACCGACAGGCUGAACGAGGAGACGGAGUCCCGCAGGAAGAUGGCCGACAAGCUGAGUCACGAGCGCCAUCAGAACCAGAAGGAGAAGGAGAGCACCCAGGAGCUGAUCGAAGACCUGCGGAAGCAGCUGGAACAUCUUCAGCUCUACAAGCUGGAGGCCGAGGCCAAGCGAGGCCGAACCCCCGGCGCCGGGCUGCAGGAGUACCAGACCCGGACCCGGGAGGCCGAGCUGGAGCAGGAGAUCAAACGACUCAAACAGGACAACCGAACUCUGAAAGAGCAGAACGACGAGUUGAACGGACAGAUCAUCAACCUGAGCAUCCAGGGAGCCAAGAACCUGAUGUCGGCCUCCUUCUCCGACUCCCUGGCAGCCGAGAUCAGCUCCGUGUCUCGGGCUGAACUAAUGGAGGCCGUUCACAAACAGGAGGAGAUCAACUACCGACUCCAGGAUUACAUCGAUAAGAUCAUCGUGGCCAUCAUGGAGUCCAACCCCUCCAUCCUGGAGGUCAAAUAGGCCGCAGGCAGCCUUACUGGGAACGGCCGCUGCUGCCGGCUCCACAGGCUGUGAACUUAUUUAUAACAAACUGGCACUAAGAAAACGAAGGAGAGGAUGUAAAAAUUAAUUUAUUGGACCUUCUUACAACACUCAUGACUCCAGACUGGCUUAGAAAAGAACGACGAUAAAUUUCUACAAAGUCCAAGGCUGUCAGUAAAAAAUAAGCUUGUUUUCGUUUCUUUUCGGUUUGUGUGGAUGUGCGUUGGCCUCCUGAGCGCCGUUGGGUUCUGGUGACUUCCAUGUAUUUGGCUGGAGGAACCCGAGCCCCCUGGUGGCUGAAUGUGAAAAUGCAAGUGUAGAUUAGCUCCUCCUUUAUUCCCAAUCAGCUUCUAAUCCACCUAAAACCGAUCCGCUAGUUCUACCAAAACGCCUUAAAGGAAGGUUGAUCAAAGUAUUUCAUUCUGCUGAGUGCACCGUAAGCGACUCGGUCCGACCCGAGGAAACCCGACCCAGGCUGAGUCGUGUUUUUACGACCCGCAUGAAGCGCAGGUCAGGGGUCAACGACGGUUGGUCUCUAAAGCUCAACCCGAUGAGGGAGGUUUCUCCUGAUCAGAAACUCCAACAGGGUUUUGCUUUGUGUGUGUGUGUGUGUGUGUGUGUGUGUGUGUGUGUGUGUGUGUGUGUGUGUGUGUGUGUGUGUGUGUGUGUGUGUGUGUGAGACGUUCCCUUGCUUUUUCUGUGUUUGUGUGAACCAAAAUGGCGACACUAAAUGCAGUGAAAAGCAUAAAACAAUCAUUCCUGUAGGGGAGAAAACUAACAAGAUGAAAGAAGUGGUUUAUUGUUUGGUUUAUGUUUACAAUGAAACAGGGUCCUGGAUGUCAGGCGGGCUGGAACAGCACUACACACAUUUAAAGGGCCAGCUGGAGAAAAUAAGCACUUCUUCUUACCUACAGUAGAUUUCUCUGUCUGCGUCGAUUCAGGAUAAAUCCAGAGAACUCGGCUCCAGAAACAGAAGCAUCGGCUAAUCCCAAUGAGUUAGCCAUUAGCUGUAAACCUCCAAAAACAUCACUUUGGUUUAGGUGAAUCUUAUUAAUCUUUAAACAGUAAUUUACAGAGACAGAUCAUUGGAGGCGGUGCGCCACUAAAAGUCUUCCUGUCUGAAAAAGUGAAGCUAACGGCUACUACGAAAAGAAUUGGCAGGUAGCCUCAAAAUAUUAAUUAAAUUCACAAAAAUCACAUUGAUAAUUUGAACAGUCAUUGACAGAGAUAAUCAUUGUUUGCAUGGAGGCUGGAGGUGGUGCGCCACCAAUAGUCUUCCUGUGUGAAACGCCUACGAAGAAUGAAAAAACUGAAGCAUUUAUAGUCAGCACCGUCAUUUUUUUGUUUGUUUUUGUUUUUUAAAACAAUGCAAGAAGCUAAACAUAUAAAUCGACUUGUGUGUCUGGUACUUGUUAUGAUCAGUUUAUUUCACACAGGAAGAUUAUUGGAGUCACACCAACUCUUUAGUUCCCCAUCUAAACACUCAGCAGUUUUUCUUUAAAAAGAAAAGACAGCUUGAUGCAAACAAUGUAACGGUUAGCUUGAGAGGCUGGAGCUAACUCUGGAUUUACUCUGAUUUAGGACUCCAAGUGAGCAUGACACUGUAGGGUAAGAUAUUGACUGUGCAUAGCCCUUCAACAGAUCCUCAGUUCAGUAAUUCUGCGCUGUCCCUUUAAAUGAAUCCCGACCAACCCAGUAUGUAACCCAGUACAGCCCGCCUGAUCCCAGCGUCGUCUUGCUGAGUGCAGCAGGGAAGUUUAACGUGUUUUUUUACUGCAACUAUUAAAUGCCGGCAUUUUGACAAGUUGUAUGUGAAGAAUUUAGCGCUUGUGUUUUGCACUAUGAUUUGUUUUUGUUUUUGGAAGUAGGAUGAAAUGCUAUGAAAUGAUUAUUUGUAGGAAUCUGUUGAAGAGGGAAAAGUAUCACACUAUGACGCCAUGUUGAGUCGAACAUAUCCGAUGAUUCUGCAGCGUUUCUUUAAAUGCAACUCUGAGCAUCAAGCUUGGAGACUUCAGACGUUUUUGUAGCAAUAAUGCAGGAUAAGAAAUGAAUGGAGGGUAAUUCUUCCUUCCUUCUGCUGGGUGAAGACAUCAUGAACUGAUUCUGGACUCUUAACGCCAACCUGGAUGUGGAUUUAUAUCACGACCUUUGACACCAGUACGUCUGAUUUCCUCGUUUUUUCACUCUGUUCGCCUCUUUCUCACUGCUCUUCACUCGCCACUCCAUGAAGGAAAGACAAAAAAACUAAACAAUGGCCUUGGAUGUAAAUGUCUUGUAAAGUUUUUUUCUACACUCAUUCUAGAUUCUAGGUAUUUUUCUAGUCGCAGCAGAGGAACGGAAGGUCGCCUGUGCUCUGUAGCAUGUAGCGUGUACAGUUUCUGUCGGGGUUCUUCGUCUCACGCCGGUAUUUAUUCGUCGACGGCUCACACUGACCUGUUCUGCUGAAACAAAUAUGUUUGUGCUUUAUUGAAUUCACACUUAUUGACACUGAUCAACGCGGCGGGAGAGUUUAUUAGCGAGGUAAGAGUUAGCUGAGCUGCACAAGAUGGCCGCCUGAGGUCAACGCGCUCUUCCGUGAAGGUGAAGUUUUUCCUGUUGUCUUCCCGGAGGGAGUCGGUCCUGCAUGGAUGCACAGAGUUCUUGUUGUACAUCUUGAUCCACGAUCACUAAGAUGACAUUUUAAAACCUCCUGGCUUUCACAAGGGUGAAAAAAGGUUUUUAAUAAUUCCUGAUUUCUUUGAGCAAAAAUACGACGUAGACGUAUUUUUAGGUGUCUAAUUAUGCCUGUAUAUUUUUUCUUUUUGUAGAUUAGAUUUGCACUUUCACCUGAUCAAUCAUCUCAUUUCCUGGGUUAAAAAUGACCAAAGACUGAUUCUGUUCUGAAUUUUUUCUGAAAGAAACUGACCUGGUAGCAGAGCCGGUCCAAAAAUAAUCUACGGCCUUUGGCAGAACUUGAUUUUGGGCCCCCAAACUACCAUGACAGCUAAACGAUAUAUAUAAAUUAAAGCAGUUUUUUCUACUAAUGCUACUUCUAAGAUGUUAGCCUAUUAAACCAAAAAUAUUUUACUCAAAGUGUUUUCCCGCCUGUCGCUUCUAAGGCGCUAAGUUGCCGCUCAGUUUGCUUCUACCUUGGUCCGGCUCUGCCUGUAGUCUAAACACUGUCUCUCGCUAAACCUGAUGAUGAGCCCUGGAUAAAGUCAGUUGGUUUUAAAUUAUGCGAUAUACAUCUGAGCUGUAAAUAUAAACAUUUUUGCAGACUUCUUUCCUGUUUCCUUCAAAUGCGUCUGAAGGUUUGCUGAAGGCGUCGCCAUCCGAGUCGUGCUCAGCUUGUGUGACGGAGAAGGACAGGAAGCAAAUACUGUAGAAAAGAGAAUCUGUAAGAAGUAAAUUUAUUCCUAUUUUCAAAGAUAAAUGUAUAAAUUAAUGUAUAAAUUAUAACAGUAUUGGGUACAGCUGUAUAAUAUUUUUGGAGCUCCCUACAAAUGAUUUACUCCUAAUUGUUACUGGGGAAAUAUGUCAUUUAUUGUAAGAAGAGAAUUUAAAGGUAAAAAGUGGAAGUAAGAAUAAAAUAAAUAAAUGGAAUAAAAAAAA
Xiphophorus maculatus (southern platyfish) is the source of this 7251-nucleotide messenger RNA. RefSeq names its product RAB11 family interacting protein 3 (gene rab11fip3). Gene Ontology annotation, molecular function: calcium ion binding. The coding region runs from base 868 to 3639 and encodes 923 amino acids. Gene Ontology annotation, biological process: regulation of cytokinesis; endocytic recycling. The record is from RefSeq and is a predicted model, not a curated record. Gene Ontology annotation, cellular component: midbody; recycling endosome membrane; endocytic vesicle. NCBI's taxonomy places the organism in Eukaryota, Metazoa, Chordata, Actinopteri, Cyprinodontiformes, Poeciliidae. The transcript is spliced from 14 exons.